UGUAUACAGGCCGGUCUCAAUGUUAAGCAGAAAGACGUGAGCGACUUAUUAAAUAUUAUGGAUCCAGUUGGUGUGUUAACUAGGAAACGUAGAAGAUUACAAAGAAGGAAAUAUUGGAAUAAGGGACCUAAUUACAUUUGGCAUGUUGACGGAUACGACAAACUGAAACCUUUCGGAAUUUGCAUUAGUGGUUGUAUAGAUGGAUUUUCUCGUAAAAUAAUGUGGUUGAAGGCUGGUUAUACCAAUAAUGAUCCGAGAGUAAUUGGAGGGUACUAUAUAAACACCGUGAAAGAAUGGAAUGGCUUUCCACGAACAAUUCGAACAGACAUGGGUACCGAAAAUGGUAACAUACAACACAUACAAAAAUAUUUUGAUGAGGUUACUGUAACUUAUCAAACUAAUAGUAGAUUGCCGCCUUUUUUAUAUGGAAGCAGUCAUACCAACCAGCGCAUUGAAUCGUGGUGGUCGAUCUUAAGAAAACACAACAGUCAGUUUUGGAUAAAUUUAUUCAGUGAACUAAGAAACGAUGGACUUUUUAAUGGGACUUUUCUUGAUAAAUCUAUCGUACAGUAUUGUUUUAUGGAUUUGAUUCAGAAUGAACUGAAUACCAUCGUACUGGAAUGGAACAGCCACUAUAUACGAAAAAAUAAAAAUGGAACUUGUCCCCCUGGACGCCCUGACUUGCUUUAUAAUUUUCCUGAAGUUUAUAAUUGUGAAAAUUACAUUACAGAAAUUAAUUCUCUACAUGUACAGAACUGCGAAGAUGAAUGCAUAUUUUUAAAUAGCCCUUGUGCUGAUGAAGAUGUAUUCAACUUAUGUCAGAUUAUUGCGUUCGAAAUGAAUCAUAAUAAACCUUCCGAUGUGUUCGAAGCUAUUACUUUGUACACAAAUUUGCGAAACCAAAUUCUGUCAUUAUUGUUAUAG
Photinus pyralis (common eastern firefly) is the source of this 924-nucleotide messenger RNA. RefSeq lists its product as uncharacterized. The record is from RefSeq and is a predicted model, not a curated record. Gene Ontology annotation, molecular function: nucleic acid binding. The transcript has 2 exons. Lineage: Eukaryota; Metazoa; Arthropoda; Insecta; Coleoptera; Lampyridae. Bases 58 to 924 code for a protein of 288 amino acids. Gene Ontology annotation, biological process: DNA integration.